Molecule: messenger RNA, 2479 nt
Organism: Monascus purpureus
Lineage: Eukaryota; Fungi; Ascomycota; Eurotiomycetes; Eurotiales; Aspergillaceae
Source: the annotation of a GenBank genome assembly
CUUUGUUUCUCCUCUUCUUCCCCCUCUUCCUCGCCAGAUCAUAACCAUCGCAAUAAUAAUCCUGCGUGCACUGUCCCCCGGGCCAUUCGCAAUCUGCUCUCGUGGUACUCGGCCUGCAAUCCGGGGAAACGCUCCCCGUCACCCCUGUCACCUUGCAGCACUACCACUGUUGCUCUACAAAAAGCCCUUGUUUCUCCCCCGGCCCAGCAUGGCUCCCUCAGUGUCUCCCCCCAGAAACCCGCCUUUUCUCGGUUCACCACCUCUCCCUCCGACCUCUCCGCCAAGAAGGACCAUCUUCGUGAUUCUUCCCCACAUUCGUCCGCUUCCUCCACUUGCUCCCGGUCGAAUAGUCGUCGCCGCCGCCCAUCUCUCGGCUCUAUCAAGGAAGACGUCGACGGCAUUGCACAGUCUUUCGUCGAUACUCAUUCUCCGCAGUCUCAAGAAGACAAGGACUCUGCCGUUUUCGAUAUGCAGCACACUCCAGACUUUUGCUGCCCUUGUGGCGGUUUCCUCGGAUGGAAGCAGAUUCGCCUGGGUGGAAAGAGUCUUAGCAAGAGUUACAGUGACCUGCGUUUGCUGGGGAACACCCACUCCAAAGGCUGGGCCUGGGACACAGACUCUCCGCCGCUUAGCACGGCCAGACCACGGCCAUUGGAGCAAAAGAAACCGCAACCGGUUCCCGGAAAUGCACCGAUUGAGAGACUACCUCCCGAAAUUCUAGACCAAGUCAUAUCGAAUCUGGCACUGGACAUUCCACCCAACGGCUACACGCCUCGGAAUGUGGACUUGGUGUCGUGCCUCCUGACGUCUCGUACGCUGCACGCCGCCACGCUCAGCGUGUUGUACAGACACAUGACUUUCCCGCACUCCGUCAUCUUCUCCAAGGCCCUGCAGCACCUCUCCCAGUAUCCCGCUCUGGGCACACUCGUCCGUCGCCUAGACUUCUCCCAUUUCACCUCCGUCGGCCUGGGACGCACCAAGCAGAUGAAUGCCGAGAUCCAGAAUCUGACUGCAAGGACGCUGCUGCAGUGCUUGAAUCUCCUGCCCAACCUUAAAGAAUGUCUACUUCAAGAGCAUGUCGAGAAUGAUAUUAGCAUCGACAUCAUGCGAAAAUUGCUCUCCGGUCUUCCCAACAUGCAGGCCCUCGACUUCUGUGGCUGCUCCUCCCAGUCCUUCUCUACGACAUUUUUCGACGCCGUGGUGCUAGGACUACCAUCGACCCUGCCCAAUCUCAAACGUAUCUCUCUCCAUGAGUGUAGCAGUCUCCCUACGGUUGUCUUUGAGGUUCUCCUGCCGCGUUUGACCAACCUCACGCACCUAGACGUGGCCCACACGCAGAUCAGCGAGGCGGCCUUGUUUUCCAUUCCUGAAACCGCCUGUAUCACACACCUGAGCCUCUCCCGUUGCACCCGCCUCAUCGGUUCUACGGUUGUGAACUUCUUGACCACGCAUCCGGCCGUGUGCAACUCACUCGUCUACUUGAAUCUGAUGGCGGACCCGUCCCGCUACCGGCUCUUGGAGGAGGAGGAUUUGCAGGUCCUUCUUCCCAAGCUGCCGUCAUCCCUGCGUUCUUUGAAUCUGGGAGGGGCAAAGAUCACUUCGGUGCACACCCCUCAUCUUCUCCCUCUAACCAAGCAUCUCGAAGAGCUUGGCCUGAGCUCCGCGGACCUCUCCGCGGCCGACCUCAAUUCCUUCUUUGUCCCUCGCCAAACGGAUGACAAAGAGACGACGAACAGAGAAGCCUGGGUCCCGUCAAACCUGCGUUACCUUGAUCUUACCAGGGCACCGCGUCUGUCAUUGGCCACGAUCUACAACACAAGCGCCUGCCUAUUGCUGUCCGAGCGCAGCUAUCCACUGCAGGUGAUUGAAUUUAGCGACAAGAUCAUCACCCCUCUGCGAGAACGGACCAAGACAAGUAGAUCCGCGACCGGCUGGACUGUUCGUGAACUCGGCCGGCGAGGCUGGUAUGUUCGAGAUCCUGCAUCCAUGCCACAGCACCCCCCGGAUGAUGGAUCCCGUUGGUGGAAGAUGGGUGCCCGGUGGUGGGGAAUGCGAAAGAUCCCCGUUGUUGUCGGCGAUGUUGGUGGGAUCUACGGACAUUACAUGUUCAAGAAAUGAAUUGCGAUUCAUUUACAGCGAUGGUUCGUUUCUGACUACUUUUUUUUUAUUAAAAAAAUACCCCUCAAUCUGUCCGUUAUUUUUCCUCUGCAUCUCUCUCUCUCUCAGGCGGCGAAUUGUGAUUGAUGAUUUCCCCGGCGGUCUGGUUCGGUAUUUACGGGUCGCAGUGGUCUUUUUAUCAAAAUAUCUGUCAUGCAUAGCGGUAAUGAUCUCUUUUCUGAUGGUUUACAUGUCUAUUUGGCGUUGUUUGCAGGAUAUCCCCAAAAGAAGGAUUGCCAAAAGUCUGCUUGUUAUUCAUAAAGCGCGCUAGGUUGUGAUUAUAUUAGUGCUCAUUAUUUCAUCAGACCUGCUAUUGAUUCUA